Messenger RNA from Aedes albopictus (Asian tiger mosquito), 1169 nucleotides. RefSeq lists its product as uncharacterized. NCBI's taxonomy places the organism in Eukaryota, Metazoa, Arthropoda, Insecta, Diptera, Culicidae. Bases 410 to 1138 code for a protein of 242 amino acids. The transcript is spliced from 2 exons. The record is from RefSeq and is a predicted model, not a curated record.
AGCAAUACAACUCAUAGUUCCAUACCACAAAUAUGCCACUCAGUUCGACCUUCAACGAGUUCCCCACCAAACUUGGGCCUUUCCAUUCGUAAGAAAGUAUGGUAAUAAAACACAAAUCCAACCCCCUCCCUAAUCGAAUUCUUACAAUGGAGCACGUGGUGCACGUACCUACAUUACUUUUUUCCCGCGGUUCCCACAACCCCUGUUGCACAAGGAAUGGUAAACGAAUUCCGCAAGUGGUGCCAAAUUUGCCCAGUCACGUGGCGAACCCCGGUGGGAAGGAUUCGAUUGAUUUGCAGUCGUUACUUCCCGUUGAACCACCACGCGAUAAGCUGGUUUUUCGGUCUGUCGAGAACGUCUUCCGCCUUAAGUCAAACUGAAACAACACCAACCGGAAUGGGACCAGCUGAUGGCCAUCAUGAACCGCUUCCAGUACUUCAACCACUGGACCGACGAACAGCGCCGCGAUUGCCUCCGGAGGGCCAAGGUUCGAACCUUUGACGCCGAUGACAUCAUCUUCGAGGAAGGACGCCGGUCCCCUGUGAACUACGUGCAUUUCGUGCUGUCCGGGAAGUGUGCGGUGCUGCAGUGCUUGAAGGUUCGCAAGACCACAACGAAGUUCGGGGCCAUCCGCUACCGUCUGGCCGAGGCCCGUCCCAUCGAGGAUGAAAUCACUCAGUUCCAUCGGAGGCGGAGCUCCCGACUGGUUGGCCUAGCUCACAACACUACCGAAUCUUCUUCAGAACAAUCAACGCAACGCGCAGCAAUCAACUACGAGUAUCACUUCGUGGACAUCGGCAGCUACACGUGCGGUUCCGUAUUCGGCGUAGGUGAACACAUGGACGACCGUUCGGUGGUAGCCCGCGACGCAGUCCAAUGCCUCGUAAUCCCGCGCUAUUGGCUGCUGCAGAAGCGUCAGAAUGGGAACAACGUGUGGAACCGGAUCCGGAUUUUCCUCGAGCAGCGGCAACCAUCGCGGCAGCUGAUGUUCGAGUGGUACCUGAAGGAGCUGCGUUGGCGGCGACUUCGCCAGCAACUCAGGGACAAUGUCGUAGCGGUACGAGUGAGGACCAAUCCGACGGCGGUUUGCGAUGUGCCGACACUGAGCCGAAUCGAGGAUAGUGAUGUGUUCGCUUGAAGUGCAAAUAAAACAAUCAAUGCUACCUAUA